GAAUAAAAAUGGUUUCUGUUUCUUCAUCCGCCUUCCACGGUGACAGCAACAAGGAGAAGAAGCAACCAGUCGCUACUGGUUGCGUAUACUUUUUGCGACGCAAUAGAGGAUGGACAAGUGAUCCAGUAAUAGUAGAAAUCCCUCACAAUUCUAGGAAUUGGUCAAUUAGUUGCUCUUCUUACUAAUCAUCUUUCUACCAUGGGAAACGAGGUAUCUCAAGAAACUAUUCAAGCUGCUGCUGCUGCUUCAGUUGCUGCUUCUGCUGCUGCUCAAGGACAAAGUGGAGGUCAAGGAGAGGGUCUUGCAGGGCCUCACGGUGGCAACAACAAGGAUGAUGCUGCUUCCGCUGCUGUUGCUCCUCCUCACCAUGAUACUACAUCUACAGCUGCGCAUCCCCCGUGUCCUGGAACUACCACUGCUGCUCCUGAUGCAUCGAUGACGACUGCUGCUGCUUCUGCUCAAGGAAAGGAUCGCGGCAAUGUGACAACCCACCUAAAGCCGCCUCCUCGCAGUGGCAACAACAACGAGGUUGAUGCUGCUUCUGCUGCUGUUGCUCCUCCUCACCAUGAUACAUCUACGGCUGCUGCGGAUCCCCCUUGUCCUGGAACUACCACUUCUCCUGAUGCAUCGACGACAACUGCUGCUGCUGCUGAAGGACAAGGAAGUUCUAAAGAUCAAGAUAAGGCCCACCUAAAGCACCCCUCUCCUCAAGGUGACAACAAUGGAGGAGAAAAUCCAAUCAUUGAACAGUAUGAAACCAAACAGGUGUUUGUUUCCACGGAGCCAUACGACGAGGACGAGGACAUCGACACCAGCAAGAAUAAGGAUGAAGAUAGCAAGAGGGACAGCGGCAGAAACGACGACAGUGGUGAUGAUGACAGCAAGAAGACAGUGGAUGAGGAACUACCNUUUGCAAGAACACGAGAGGUAGUGUAUUGUAUUGUACAUACCGUAUCGACCGAGUGCCACAUCGGACACGAGGCAGGAGUCCGAACACAACACACACACACUCGUACUCGCACUCGCUCUCGCACUCGAUCCGUUCCGUCCCGUAUCGUUCCGAACACGCGACGCAUCGAAGCAUCCCGACAGAUCGGAGCGUAACAUCCCAUCCAGCAAGAUCCCGGUUCCAAACCAAGGAACUUGCCAACAACACGCAACAAGAGUCGGCUUUGGCGCGGUUCCUUCGUCUAGAAGACAAGAGCACCGCAGAACAGGGCCCGGCRGACCAGCACAGCGCAAAGCCGCCACUCCGAUGGAUCCCCACCGAACGCCGUUGGGCAACACCGCCCGGCUCCUCGCGGGCCUCUGGCUCCUGGCGGGGGCCUCCCCUUGCUCGGCCAACCCGCACUCGAGGGCCUACAUCCCCUACCGGACGGACCCCUACGACCAGCCGGCGGCCAAGAACAAGGCCUCCGACUUUUGGGGCAAGAAAAGCUCCGACCGGAAGGGGGUCAUCGUCCACCGGAGGCCGGUCCCCCGGAUCUUCGAGGCCGACAAGGCCACCGAUGAGGACCAGACKUGCCCCCUGCGCUUCUCCCUGGGGGUCUCCCGCAAGAGCAGCGACCGGGCACCCGGCCUGGGGGACAACGGGGAAACCACCCCGCUGGGGAUCCACCAGCCCCCGGUCGUCUAUCCCGUCCUGCCCUGGCAGGGGCCCGGCCGGCAGGUCCUCUACGCGACGCAGUACGAGCACCUGGACCUGCUCACCCCCGCCCGGGGGGGAGCGGGCGCCGGCGGAGGCAGCGGCAGCGGCUUUCUCAAGGAGGGCCUCACCGAGCACCUGGAGUUCCCCCUGCUCUUCGAGUCGAGCGCCUUUCAGACCCACCCCCUCGUGGCGGACGUCAACGGKGACGGGAUCCUCGACGCCGUCCUGACGGACUACCACGGGGGCCUCUACGCGAUCGGCCUGCAGGUGGCCGACGGCGGAAGCGCGAGCGGCGGCCACCCCAGCCGCUACUUUCUCAAGGCCCAGGUCCCCCGACUCUACGUCCGGCGGCAGUGGAUGGAGGCGAUGGUCAACGAGACGCUCGGGAUCGAUCCCUACCAGGCCGAGAAGGAGGCCGAGGAAGCCGCCAAAAAGGCCGAGGAGGAACGCAAGGCGGCCCGGGCGGCGGAGGUGGCGGCCGGGGGGGAGCCCCCCCCGGAGGAGGAGGAACCCGACUCCUCCCACCGGGCCGGCGACGAGCGGCCCUACGACCCGUACCACUCGUACUUUGAGUACUCCUACGGCGUCGGGGGGCCCGGACACGAGGCCGUCCUCCAGGGGGUCACGGCCAACGUGCUGGGCCAGGACCAGGACCACGUCAAGGGACUCGAGGAGCGCCGCAAGCGCAAGCACCACCCCGGCAAGCCCGGGGCCGCCCCCGACGCGAAGGGGGACGCGGAACUGGACGACAAGAACCAGCACCUCAUCCAUCGCGACUUUGGGGACGAAAGCGGCGGCGGCGGCGAGAGCGGCAAAGAAAAAGAAGAAGACGAAGCCGGCCACAGGAGGCUCCUGGAAGAAGACCCGGCGGGCGGAGACGAACCAGCGGGGGGAGGAGACCCUCCCGGCGACGACGAGACCGACUGGGCCGCCUUUGCCGACGACCUCCAGCACCCCGACGACGACGACGACGACAACGCCGGCGGCGCUCUCGGCGAAGCAGCGGCAGACGAGGCCGACGCGAGCGGGGACGGCCUUCCCGACGAGGAGGAAGCCGCGGGCGUCCACGUCGAGGGCGCCGCCGGUGGCACCUUUGUCGGCGGGGGGGACGACGACUACCCGCCGCCGCACGACGACUACGCCCGGUUCCAGAACUACGACGACUAUUACUCGGGCCGGUACAACGACCUCCACGAGGACUACUUCGACGACAGGCACUACAUCCGGCUCCCCCCGCACGUCCUCUGCACCCCCGUCCUGGCGGACCUCCCCAAGCUCUACUCCAACAAGCCGGGGGAGACCGAGCGGCUCCUCUUUCUGGCCGUCUCGUACUACUUCGACGAGGACGAAUACGAGGGAUUCUUUUCCUACAAGCGCUUCGAGCAUAGCGACCACGGGGACGAGACCGAGACCCAGCGGGGGAUGUACACCGCGAGCGCCAUCAUGGUCUUUCACUUUGGGGACAGCCCCAGGUGGGGUGAGUAACACCGCGGUGUGGUGUGGUGUGGUGUGGUGUGGUGCGGCAGACCGGCCGAGAAUCGGCCCUCGGCCGGGUCGUUCGGUGUUGGGUCGUGUUUGUUUGCCUCUGUGUGGUUGUGCUGACCACUCGUUUUUUUGGAAUGCCCAUCGAAUGGCUUUUCUCUCCAUCUUUCUUUCUCUCGCGACAGGCCGCCAGGAGCACCUCGAUCUCAGCGCGGACCAUUCCGCCCCCGUGAACCUGACGGCAGUGGGCGCCAUCCCGAUGCGGGAGGACAACACCAAGCUGGGUGCCUUUGCUCUCUCGAGCCCGACGGUGGCGGACAUCGACGGGGACGGCAAAGCCGAGGUCCUGAUGGGGACCAGCAUGGGAUUUCUCUACGUCGUGGAUGCCCGCAACCUCUUCCCGAGGGACAACUUCCCCGUCCAGCUACAGUACGGGAUCGAGUCGCGCGUUCUGGUGGAAGACGUCCGCGGGGACACCAACCUGGAAAUCUUUGUGGCGGACGUCGGGGGAAACGUCCUCUGCCUCGACCACACCGGAAAGAAACUGUGGCACCGGGACCUCCUCUUCAGCAUCACCAACAACAAGGAGAAGGAGCACCGGGGACGCAGCGAGGUGAUCGGCUCGAGCGAGAUGGUCCUCGGCGACGUGAACGGCGACGGGAUCCUCGACCUGGUCUUCCUCCAGCAGAUCAAGUCCGAGGGACACGGGACGACACAGUACCUCUAUGUCCUCUCCGCGGACACGGGCAAGGACCUCGAGGGCUACCCGAUCAACCUCUGGACGAAGGCCGCCAACUACCACCGGGACAACGUCGGGGAAGACUUUGCCCAUGCCAAGCUUUCCCCACCCCUCCUGGUGGAUCUCCACGAGGACCAGAGCCACAUUGCCGAUUACCUGAAUCGCAACGGGACACGUUUCGCAAGGCCGAAGCCGAGCAAGGAACAAUCCGGAAUCGGCGGGGAAGACAAGGUUCCCCACGGCGGUACCGCCGGCGGCCUCCACAUCGUGCAGCCCAUCGAUACCUUCCUGGUUAUUGUCGAGGGCGGAUCCGGCUGCACGCAGUCCAUCGAGAUCGGAGAAACCAUCAACUCGAUGGUCCAGGCCGACGACGUCCACGGGACCAACAAGCUGGACCUAGUCAUCUCCACCGCUUCGGGCAACGUCGUGACGCUCGAGAGCGACGCCCCCUUCCACCCCCUGAACGUCUGGAACCACGGCGAGCUGAGGAGCCGGACCGGCGGUUCUUCCCAUGGGUACAGCGCCUCGCAGGGCAUCUUUGUGCACGAGAUGAGCCGGCGGUACCGCGACAUCUUUGGCGUGUACGUCCCGGUGACCUUUCAGAUCUUUGACAACCGACCCAACAUCGAGAACGAGCCCGACAAGCGCCGGUACGACGUCGAGGUCCGGACGGGAACCUCCGGCCUCGUGGUGCUCAAGACAUACGAUGCGCCCGGAAUCUACACGGAGCGCUUCUACAUCCCUAGCGGCCCGGGGCACUACCAGGUGAGCGUCCUGCUCAAGACCACCCACGGCCUGGUCUACGAGGACGCCUUCCACAUCGGGUACAACGUGAACUACAUGAACGGCUUCAGCGUCCUGCUCUGGCUUCCGCUCACGGUAGCUACGAUCUGCGUCUUUUUGAUGGGAGCCAAGAAGCACCAGAGCUGGGAAGACGACGACUACGAGGGCGAGGGCGGAAAGGGAAUCCUGGACGGCCACGCCGGUCUGCCGGACUGAGAAUCCUUUUGGUUUCUACCGAACGGAGUUGCGUUGUUUUCUGUCUCGCAACACCGUUCUCGGCGGUGCCGAUUGCACCCGUCUUAUUUCCAGCAAUAAKUCACGUGUCAUUUAUUAGUAU
This is a messenger RNA of Pseudo-nitzschia multistriata, 4989 nucleotides long. The record is from the annotation of a GenBank genome assembly. Lineage: Eukaryota; Bacillariophyta; Bacillariophyceae; Bacillariales; Bacillariaceae.